AUGAACACGGCCACGGUGACGAGCCUCGAGAGCUCAACCACCACCUCGUCCCUACGCAACGCACACAAUGGCAGCUCCAACCCGAAGGAGGCCGCCGAGCCAACCACAUCCGAGAAGCAACGCACGACUGAUGAGCUGAGGAGGGCGGUCCAGCGGAAGUACAGACACGUUGCUGCCGUCCACCACAGGUCUCGCCCUUCCACUUUGAGCCACGACUCUAAUGCUGCUCCGAGUUUUAUUGGUUUCAGGAACCUAAUGUAUGGAGUGUUGAUCUGUGUUCGCUGCCACGAUUUCCGUCGGCAAGAUCUUGCGCUGGGCUUGGGCUUAUACCUCCUCAUCCCUUGCCAUCUGUUUGCCGCAUACUUGAUUGAACUUGCCGCCGCUCAACAAGCAAGGGGCUUGCGAUCAAAGUCAAAGGAUGGAGCCGCCAGCCCGACACACGACCAACGCGCACGAUUCAACUCUACAUGGAUGAUCAUUGCUUGGAUUCACACCGUAAACAUCACGCUUGCUCUCGCUGUGACGUCCUACGUCGUCUACUUCCACAUCCACCAUCCCUUGAUCGGUACCCUAACUGAGCUUCAUGCCAUCAUCGUUUGGCUCAAGACGGCAUCGUACGCCUUCACGAACCGAGACUUGCGACAUGCCUACCUGCACCCCGUCAAGGGCGAGCUGGCCGCCAUGCCCGAGAUCUAUCAGCAGUGCCCCUACCCGCAAAACAUUACGAUGCACAACCUGGCCUACUUCUGGUGGGCACCGACCCUGGUCUACCAGCCGGCUUACCCGAGAACGGACAAGAUCAGAUGGUUGUUUGUCGCUAAGCGCAUGGCAGAAGUCUUUGGUCUGGGCGUCUUCAUCUGGUUCGCCAGUGCUCAGUACGCCGCCCCGGUCUUGAUUAACUCUCUGGACAAGAUCGCGUCCCUGGAUGUCCCGAAGAUUCUUGAGCGGCUGAUGAAGCUUUCAACCAUUUCCUUGGUCAUCUGGCUCGCUGGAUUCUUCGCUCUGUUCCAGUCUUUUCUCAACGCACUUGCGGAAGUGACUUGCUUUGGCGACCGGUGCUUCUACGAGGACUGGUGGAACAGCGAAAGUCUGGGUGCGUACUGGCGUCUCUGGAACAAGCCUGUGUACCAGUACUUCAAGCGUCACGUCUACUCACCCCUGAUCGGUCGAGGAUGGAGUCCCAGGGCUGCCCAGCUGGCAGUCUUCUUCGCCUCGGCAGUUCUCCACGAGGUACUCGUGGGCAUCCCAACUCACAACAUUAUUGGUGUUGCUUUCGCCGGCAUGUUCUUACAACUUCCUCUGAUCGCCAUCACCACUCCCCUCGAGAAGAUGCAGACCCCAACAGGCCGCAUGCUUGGCAACUGCAUCUUCUGGGUUUCUUUCACCAUUCUGGGCCAGCCGUUCGCUGCCUUGAUGUACUUUUACGCUUGGCAGGCAAAAUACGGUAGCGUGAGCAGACAGAUAGCGUGGUCGUCUGCAUCAAGCUCGUAA
Messenger RNA from Colletotrichum spaethianum, 1491 nucleotides. Its product is annotated as diacylglycerol O-acyltransferase 1. The transcript has 3 exons. Gene Ontology annotation, biological process: triglyceride biosynthetic process. The record is from RefSeq and is a predicted model, not a curated record. The coding region runs from base 1 to 1491 and encodes 496 amino acids. Gene Ontology annotation, molecular function: diacylglycerol O-acyltransferase activity. Gene Ontology annotation, cellular component: endoplasmic reticulum membrane. NCBI's taxonomy places the organism in Eukaryota, Fungi, Ascomycota, Sordariomycetes, Glomerellales, Glomerellaceae.